GGUCUACCCCUGACAGGUCCAUUCAGCGGUUUAGACUGCGCGAGAGGGCCCUUCCGCCUUCUGCCAUGCAGGCGCCGCGGGUGCGCGACCCGGGUGUGCCUGAGUCCUUGAAGGCCUGCGCCACCCAGCAUAGCGCCGGGCUCCUGCCGCGGACCCGACCCUUGGUGAAACCCAAGCCGCCCCCCGAGGGUGUUCUGCGGAUUACCGUGGUGACUCCUCGCAAGGGAAAGUAUCAGCUGGAGCUGCCGGAGGAAGCCACGGCAGAGGAGGUGCGGCAGCGCCUGCUGGAAGCCAAGACGUUUGCCGAACCGUACCACGAUCCCAUGCUCCCGAAAUCCCGGGACGACGUGGAGAUGCGGAUCGUGUACAAAGGCAUCCCCAUGAAGGGCAGCGAGUCAUUGCGGAGCCGCUCCGUCCGCAGCGGGGCGGCGCUUCUGGCCCUGCCGGGCCUGCGGGAGCCCCGCAUCGGGCUCCACAACGCGGCGCCGCGGGGGCUUCUGAUGACCUCCGCCAGGGCGUGGACGCCCUCGGCGGCGCGGCAGCCACGAGAGGCGCUCUUCAUCACUCCGGAGGUUGGCAGCUACCGCGCCAAUCUCCAGUGCCCCAUUCUGAACCCCCAUCCGCCGCUGCCUAUGCCAAGCUGAGCAUUUCGCGGCUGGAAACGGGUUAGCUUAUGGGGUGGCACACUUUUCUCC
Molecule: messenger RNA, 695 nt
Organism: Effrenium voratum
Lineage: Eukaryota; Dinophyceae; Suessiales; Symbiodiniaceae
Source: the annotation of a GenBank genome assembly